Planococcus citri (citrus mealybug) is the source of this 1852-nucleotide messenger RNA. Its product is annotated as putative fatty acyl-CoA reductase CG5065. Bases 148 to 1656 code for a protein of 502 amino acids. Lineage: Eukaryota; Metazoa; Arthropoda; Insecta; Hemiptera; Pseudococcidae. Gene Ontology annotation, biological process: long-chain fatty-acyl-CoA metabolic process. The record is from RefSeq and is a predicted model, not a curated record. Gene Ontology annotation, cellular component: peroxisome. The transcript has 8 exons. Gene Ontology annotation, molecular function: alcohol-forming very long-chain fatty acyl-CoA reductase (NADP+) activity.
UUAUUUGAAAUUUAUGCACUCGAUAGCAAGUAAUUCGCGUUAAUGGUCGAGCAAUAUCAAUCGCGAUACAUUGCCUCCGAAAUCCGCAACAAUUAAAUCGACAAAUUCGAUCUUCGUGCUCGUUACUUUGUACUCGUGUUUGAAAAAAUGUCCGAAAAAUCGCAAAUAGCCGAGUUUUACGCCUUCAAGAAAAUUCUCAUCACAGGAGCGACUGGAUUUAUGGGCAAAGUUUUAGUAUGGAAGUUAUUACACAGCUGCCCCAAAUUGGAUACGAUUUUUGUGUUGAUGCGAUCAAAAUAUGGAAAAUCUUCUUUGUCUCGUAGAGCAGAAUUUUUCAACUCGCCGGUUUUCGAAAAUUUCAAAAAAGACAAUCCGAAAAUAUUUCAAAAAGUGGUUCUUAUAUCCGGAGAUGUAGGAGAAGAUCGCUUAGGAUUAUCGGAUAAAGAUCGAGAUAUGCUGAUUGACCAAGUAUCUAUUAUAUUCCAUAGUGCAGCCAUUUUGAAAAUGAAUGCAGAUUUACGUACAGCAAUUAAUGUAAAUACCGCCGGAACCAUAAGAAUGCUCGAAUUGGCCCAACAAGUGAAAAAACUCGAGUCAUUUGUUUACAUAUCCACUGCAUAUUGUUGCUGUGAGAAUAAUAGAGUGGAAGAAAAAAUGUAUCCUUCGAAAUAUAAUCCGGAGAAAAUAUUGGACCUUGUACAAUGGAUGGAACCAAAGUUGUUGGAGAAAAUUACACCCAAUUUAAUAAAUCCUUUGCCAAACACAUACACGUUUAGUAAACGAUUAACGGAAUCUCUACUCAAUGAAUACGGGUCUACUGUUCCGAUUAUUGUAGCUAGACCAAGCAUAGUGGCGGCAUGUUACAAAGAACCAUUCCCAGGAUGGAAUGAUACUCUAAAUGGGCCCACUGGAUUUUAUGCUGCUGGAGCCAAAGGACUUCUACGAGUUACAACAAUGAGGCUUGAUAACAAAACCAACAUGAUACCAUGCGAUUUUGCCAUCAACAGUAUUUUAAUUUUACCAUGGGCCAAUUCUCGAGAACAAUUAUUAAAAGAAAUCAGCGUGUACAACAUUCCACAAAAUUCUUACGAUGAUUUAACCUGGCGCCAAUUACUGCACCAUUAUAUGAGCUCUUUGGAAAAAUAUCCAGUUAAUGUAGCCCUUUGGUAUCCAAAUACCAAUCCGGAUACAAAAAGUAUGUUCGUAUAUACGAUAAAAUGCAUUUUCUUGCAUUACUUACCAGCCUACAUAAUCGACUUCAUUUUGCCCUUGGUCGGUCAGAAACAGUUUAUGGUUCGUUCUCACGAUAAACUUGCUCAAGCUGAAACCAUGUUACGAUAUUUCACGGAGAAGCAGUGGUCCUUCGAGCAUGAUAAAGUACUUCGAUUGGAGGAGCUUUUGAAUCCGACUGAUAAGCAACUGUUCCCUGUAAACAUGAAAGACAUGGGAGAAUUUCAAAAUUACGCAGAUGAUUGUAUGGCAUCAGCCAAAUUUCACAUAUUCCAUGAAAGUAUGGAUCAUCAAACAAGAGCUAGAAUAAUGAUGAAAAUAAUGUACGUUGUGGAUAAAAUCGUCGUCGUGUUGAGAUAUUACAUUUUGUGGAAGUUUCUCGUAUUCAUCUUUAACACGCUACGAGACAUCCUCGUAUUUAAUUGAACAAAAGAUACUUCCGGCACGUGUAAAUCUACCAGUCGUACGCAUAAACGUCAUCCAUCUUUUGCUGUAUUGAACUUUCAAGAAAAACUGCAGAAUAAUCCGCCUUCGUACAAAUAUACGGUAUCAGACGAUAUUAUUUAUUUUGUAUUGAUUAGUUUUAAUUUUAAUAAAAAGUAAAGUGAAAAUCACGCAUGAA